AGGAACAGGCAAAGGAAAAGCGUCAGUAGUAACACUUUAACACUCAGUGGAAGUCCUCUGACCCGAUUAUAAGUAUCAAGUACCUAAUGUAUGCCUGUUACAGCAUAGUCUGAACUAAACUAAUUCAAAGUUGUCUAAUAACACAAGUGAGCCAGCUAAAGUUAGGUAAGGUCUACUGCCGAGGAGGAUGUGGUUUAUGCGCUAUUCAUUGCAACGAGCUAGUUAGCCGACUAGCUGGGAGAUAUAACUGCUGAUUUCGAGUUCAGCGAAUACAGUUUUGCCUCCGAAUCAACACGGAAUGUAGCGUGAAAGUUAGCUGACCAGAGGCAGACAGGAGUCCAGUGAGUUGGCCAGCAGGAGGUCAGCCAAGGUCGAGCCCCCACGCUGUCACCAUCACACCACCACCACAACCACCACCACCACCUCCACAAUCACACCACCACCACCACCACCACCAGCACCACCACUUCCACCAUCACAGCCUCAAUCGCACCACCUCCUCCACCACACCACCACCUCCUCCAUCACACCACCACCUCCUCCAUCAUGAGGAUGCACUGACCAGGGAGCUGACCAUCAUCACACCACCACCAUCACCACCAGUGCCUCCUCCACCACCAUCACCACCACCACCAUCAUGAAAUCUUGAAAUCUUUGAAAUGAGCGUGCACCACUGACCCUGCUGGCCAAGACAGGAGCUGAGUGAGUGGCCAAGGAAGGUUGAUCAACGUCAAGGUCAAGGUCAGGGUCAGGGUCAAGGUCGAAGCCACGCUGUCACCAUCGCAUCACCACCACCGGUGCUUUCACUUCCACCACCACCACUAGAGUUGGACAUACCGGGUUGAGAAAGUUAAUAACCCUGCCAUAUAUUUCCCUAAACCAAUUCAAUGAACAAGCAGGUCCCAAUUAACCUACCGCUUCAGUCACCCCUUCAGAUGAGCUAAUUUAUAAAUCACCUGUGUUAGCAGCACAUGCAGAAGGUAAUAUCUGUCAGGACUCAUACUUUCUCAAUCCAGUUUGUCCUCUUCUGAGUCCCACCACCACCACCACUACCACCACCACCACCACCACCACCACCACCGCCGCCAUCAUGAGGGUGCGGCUGUCCCGCAAGCUGACGCUGCUGGCCAAGACGGGCAUGGUGCUCUGGCUCAUCUGGCUCACCUACCUCCUCAUCUCCCGCACCGCCUCCUACACCUCCUCCGGCGAGGGAGGCGCGGCUGGGGAGGAAGGGGGAGGAGGAGGAGGAGGAGGAGGUGGAGGGCUGAAGGUGGAGGCCCGUGAGAGCCGGGAGCAGCUGGAGGCUCUGCAGCGGGCCGUGUACGUGAAGCCGGCGGCGGACGCCAACGCGCCGGGGGAGUGGGGCAAGGCCACGCGGCUCACGCUGACGGACGAGGAGAAGAAGCAGCAGGAGGAGAGCAUCGAGAGAUACGCCAUCAACAUCUUCGUCUCCGACCGCAUCUCGCUGCACCGACACAUACAGGACAACCGCAUGGCAGAGUGCCGGGUGAAGCAGUUUGACGUGCGUCGGCUGCCCACCACCUCUGUGAUCAUCGCCUUCUACAACGAGGCCUGGUCGACGCUGCUGCGCACCAUCCACAGCGUGCUGGAGAGCACGCCCGCCACCCUGCUGCGGGAGAUCAUCCUCAUCGACGACUACAGCGACCGCAGCUAUCUGAAGGGCCAGCUGGCAGACUACAUCAGCAAUCUGGAGCGCGUGCGUCUCAUCCGUACCAAUAAGCGCGAGGGGCUGGUGCGCGCCCGGCUCAUCGGCGCCACCUACGCCACGGGAGACGUACUGACCUUCCUGGACUGCCACUGCGAGUGUGUGCCCGGCUGGAUCGAACCCCUGCUGGAGAGGAUUGCCGAGAACGAGAGCACAAUCGUGUGUCCGGUGAUUGACACCAUCGACUGGAACACCUUCGAGUUCUACAUGCAGACGGACGAGCCAAUGAUCGGCGGCUUUGAUUGGCGGCUGACCUUCCAGUGGCAUGCCGUGCCCCUCUCCGAACGCCGGAGACGCAAGUCUCGCAUCGCCCCCAUCAGGUCUCCCACGAUGGCUGGAGGUCUGUUUGCGGUCAGCAAGGCCUACUUUGAUUACCUGGGCACCUACGACAUGGGCAUGGAGGUGUGGGGAGGGGAGAACCUUGAGCUGUCUUUCAGAGUGUGGCAGUGUGGCGGCUCCCUGGAGAUCCACCCCUGCUCCCACGUGGGCCACGUCUUCCCCAAGAAGGCGCCCUACGCCCGGCCCAACUUCCUGCAGAACACCGUGCGAGCCGCGGAGGUCUGGAUGGACUCCUACAAGCACCACUUCUACAAGCGCAACCCUCCUGCACGCAAGGAGUCUUACGGGGACAUUCAGGAGCGGGUUCUUCUGAGAGAGCGGCUGCAGUGCCAGAGCUUCGACUGGUACCUGAAGAACGUCUACCCCGAGCUCCACGUGCCCGAGGACAGAGAAGGCUGGCACGGAGCGGUGCGCAGUGAGGGGAUCCGCUCUGAGUGUCUGGACUACAACGCCCCAGAGCACAGCCCCACGGGGGCACACCUGGCCUUGUUUGGCUGCCACGGCCAAGGUGGCAAUCAGUACUUUGAGUACACGUCCAAGAAGGAGGUGCGCUUCAACUCGGUGACGGAGCUGUGUGCCGAGGUGCCCGUGGGCCAGAACUACAUCGGCAUGAGGCACUGCGCACACGACGCAGCCCCGGUACCCCCUAACGUCCUCUGGGAGUUCAGAGAGGACGGGAGCAUCUACCAUCCCCAUUCUGGCCUGUGCCUCACCACGUAUCGCAACGCCGAGGGCCGGCCGGACAUCCAGAUGAGGAAAUGCACGCCAGGAGAUAAGCACCAGCGAUGGAAGUUUGAAUAAGGGAACAAGGCAGUGUGUGCGUGCGUGUGUGCGCGCGUGUGUGUGUGUGUGUGUGUGUGUGUGUGUGUGUGUGUGUGUGUGUGUGUGUGUGUGUGUGUGUGUGUGUGUGUGUGUGUGUGUAUGUUUGUGCCACUGUGCCUGUAUGUGUGUGUACGCAUUCGCAGGCGUACCCAUACGCGUGCAUGUGUGUGUUUUUUUGGCACUUACGGUGCACGUAGAUGUGUGUCCAUGCAGUAGAUGUGUGCAUGAGUGUGUGUGUGCGUGCAUGCGUGCGUGCGUGGAUGCGUACAUGCAUGCCUGUGUGUGUGUAUAUGCGUGUGUAUGUGUGUGUGUGUGUGUGUGUCUGAUUGCGUG
Molecule: messenger RNA, 3220 nt
Organism: Engraulis encrasicolus (European anchovy)
Lineage: Eukaryota; Metazoa; Chordata; Actinopteri; Clupeiformes; Engraulidae
Gene: galnt4
Product: POC1 centriolar protein homolog B (Chlamydomonas), like
Exons: 12
Coding region: 1091-2866 (591 amino acids)
Biological process (GO): protein O-linked glycosylation
Cellular component (GO): Golgi apparatus
Molecular function (GO): polypeptide N-acetylgalactosaminyltransferase activity
Source: RefSeq, a predicted model, not a curated record